Colletotrichum navitas is the source of this 1110-nucleotide messenger RNA. RefSeq lists its product as uncharacterized. The transcript has 5 exons. Lineage: Eukaryota; Fungi; Ascomycota; Sordariomycetes; Glomerellales; Glomerellaceae. The record is from RefSeq and is a predicted model, not a curated record. Bases 1 to 1110 code for a protein of 369 amino acids.
AUGGGCGCCGCUACAUCAAAAGAUAUGGCCGCUGCGGUCCUGGUGCCGCUCCCAUUCAACAUUAUCACGUUGGUGCUGCGGUUCUGGAUUCGAACGCAAAGGAAGGCCUGGGGUCCGGAUGACUGGGCUAUGGUUGCCACCGUUCCUGUUUGGAUUGUGUCCCAAGUUGGCCUGCUAGGCAUGGCCUGGAGCGGAGUUGGAGGAAUUGAUGCAACAUUGACUGCACAACAGGUGACGAACUCCUAUUUUUGGUUCUACGUGUUUCAAGAAUUCUGGUGCUUUACCUUGGUCGCGGUGAAAUGGUCAAUCGGGUUUACUCUGUUGCGUAUUGGUAACGGACAACGUUGGGUGCAAAUAGUCAUCUACACUUGUCUUGCGUUAGUCACUAUUUGCACCGGAGGUACUGGCAUGUAUCUGUUUUUUCAAUGUUCGCCAGUUGAGAAAAACUGGUAUCUUACGAUGGAAGGAACCUGCAACCCCCGAGAGAUUCAAACCGCGCUUUCGUUUCUUGUUGCUGCUGUGUCUAUUUCUACCGAUUGGAUAUUUGCAAUCAUGCCAUUUGCGCUGAUCUGGAAACUCCAAAUGCCGAACAAAGUCAAGGCAUCUGUCAUUGGACUUUUGGGCUUGGGUUUCUUCGCAUCUGUUGCUCCCAUCGUCCGACUAAAGUAUCUCCUCCUGCUGAACGAUUCCGCAAAGUUCCUUCACGGUCUAAGCAUCAUUCUUGCUUGGGCCCAGGCAGAAGUCGGCAUCGGAAUGCUUGUUGCGAACCUCCCCGCCUGCCGACCGCUUCUCGAACGGAUGCUUGCGCACCUGACGUCCUUCACCAACUCCAAGAAUAAAUCCACGAAGGACCCCGCAUCAUCAGUGGCACCUAAGAAUAGCUAUCUUGAACUAGGCGAGAGGGAUGCGACCAAGAAAGCUAAUGGCGCCAGCCGGUCUGGCGUCGAGACAAGAGUAUAUGGCAGGGACAUGGACGGUGACAGCAACGAAAGCCUGCCAGACGAUCACAGUCAAAAAAGAAUUAUGACCGGGGGUGGCUUCGGCGCCAUUCGAGUACAAAGGCAAUUCAAUAUGGAAGUUGAGAAGAAGCCAAACGACAGCGUGGUGUGA